AUGAAGACUUCCGCUGUAGCUUUGUUUGGGGCUGCUACUGUGGUCUGCGCCCAGACAGCAACGACCACUGAACCCUCGGAUGCUCAGAUCUCUGCCAGCGCGGCUGCCAUCAAGCCAUUGUCUCCGGUUUCCAACGUCAAGGGCCUUGCUUUUGACCGCUUUUACCAGAUCUGGCUGGAAAAUAUUGAUUAUGAAGACGCGGCUGCAGACCCUAAUAUGAAAUGGCUAGCAUCACAAGGACUUACCCUGACAAACUAUUACGCUCUCACACACCCCUCCCAGCCAAAUUAUUGUGCUUCGGCCGGAGGAGAUACAUUUGGAAUGGAUAAUGAUGAUUUUUACCAAGUUCCCGCCAAUGUAUCUACUAUAGCCGAUCUUCUCGACACUAAGCAUAUUUCCUGGGGGGAGUAUCAGGAACAUAUACCUUAUCCUGGGUUUCAAGGAUUUAAUUAUUCGAACCAAGAGACCUACGCCAAAGACUACGUGCGAAAACACAACCCCCUCAUUCAAUAUGACUCGAUCACAGAGAAUAGUACCCGGCUGCGCCAGAUCAAAAGUUUUGCAGAUUUCCAAGAGGAUUUGGUCAACGAGAAGCUCCCUCAGUGGGCCUUUAUAACCCCCAACAUGACGAAUGAUGCUCAUGAUACCAACAUUACUUUUGCUGCUAAAUGGGAGCGUAGCUGGGUAUCAUCAUUGCUUGAGAACGACUACUUUAUGAACAACACGCUGCUGCUUCUCACAUUUGAUGAGGAUUCCACAUACCCCAAAAGCAAUCGACUUUUUAGCAUUCUUUUGGGCGGAGCCGUCCCUGAAGGGUUAAAAGGCACGGAGGACAAUACAUUCUACACACACUAUUCGAUGAUUGCUUCUGUCUCGGCAAACUGGGGCCUCCCAUCCCUUGGGCGCUGGGAUUGCGGAGCUAAUCUUCUUGAUCUUGUGGCCGAGAAGACAGGUUAUGUCAAUUACGACGUGGACACGGCGAAUCUUCAACUCAAUCAUACAACUUCUGGCCCUCUCUCAGCAGGAGACAUAUCAGAGUAUACCCCGAUCUGGCCUAUUCCGUUGACUAACGCCAAAUGCUCCGCGGGUCACGGAAUUCUUGACAUUGUCAAGAAAACCUAUGCCAACACCGAACCAACGUACAACUACAGCAGCCCUUUCCCAUACGAUACAAAGAUUGGUUACAAUGUGAAUGUCACUGCGACUAGACAAAAUCCGGACCGUCGACACCGUCUGCCUUGA
Aspergillus ochraceoroseus IBT 24754 is the source of this 1242-nucleotide messenger RNA. Its product is annotated as acid phosphatase PHOa. The transcript is spliced from 3 exons. The record is from RefSeq and is a predicted model, not a curated record. Lineage: Eukaryota; Fungi; Ascomycota; Eurotiomycetes; Eurotiales; Aspergillaceae. Gene Ontology annotation, biological process: phospholipid catabolic process. Gene Ontology annotation, molecular function: hydrolase activity, acting on ester bonds. The coding region runs from base 1 to 1242 and encodes 413 amino acids.